UCUCAGCGAACUACCAAUUCAAAUCACAGAAAUGGAGGGAAACCACCUCAAUUCCGUUUCUCCAAAAUCUCUCUGAUUCCGACGUUCUCACUUCCGAACCGAACCAAAAAAACCCUAUCACCGUUCCGCAAAGCAAAUCCCUCCAUGGCGGAAACCCUAAGCCCCAACCCCACGAUGGAUCAGAAGCAGAGGCUCCGCAUCCUGUCCCCGACCAGCCCCUUCAUCCUGGGCUCCAACGACGACAAGCUCGAACGCGCCCAGGCACGCGACGCACGCGCCACCGCCAUCCGCCGCAAGAGCCUCGCCCUCAAUCAGCCCCUUCAGCCCAACUCCGAUCCCUGCCUCAACAAACAGCAGAUCAUCGACUUGUUCCAAAACUGCAUCAAACUCGCCAGCGAAAACAAAAUUAAUCAGAAAAAUACGUGGGAGUUGAACCUGAUUGACCACCUCACUGAUAUCAUCAAGGCGGAAGAAGAAAAUGAUGCGGAGACUAAUUUUCAAAAGGCAAGCUGCACUCUUGAGGCUGGAGUCAAAAUUUAUUCAUUAAGGGUGGAUUCAGUGCAUUCUGAGGCAUAUAAAGUUCUUGGUGGGAUGAAUAGAGCAGGCCAAGAAGCUGAGGAAGAUACUACCCUGGAUGUUGUUAAUAUUGAAAGUGGACAAGUAGAAAGCAGGAAAGAAACGAGCAAAAAGUUGUCACCUUUGUCAACAUUGGAAUCAUCUUUUGAGGCACUUAAUGUAAAGAAGUUCGAUGCUGCAUUUGUCGUGGAUCCUCUCUAUCGCCAAACAACAGCAAAAUUCGAUGAAGGUGGAGCCAAGGGUCUUUUAAUGAAUAAUCUCGGAGUAUAUGGUGACUGUAGGGUGCUCUUUGAUUCACAAGAAGUUCCUGCUAAGUGUAUGGCAAGCCAAAAUCAAUCUGAUAUUUCAGAUACUAUUGAUCUUUCCUUUGCCAAAGAUUGUAUUGAUCAAAUGGUGUUGGACAUGCGUGUAAAGGAUGAAAUUUCUCCAAGUCUCAGGACUAUAGUAAACCAAUUUGAUGAAAGUAACAGAAGACCCGCUGAUAUUCAACUUCAAGGCCAGAAUUCAGCUGAAGAUCUUGACAAUGCUGAUAAUAAUGAAAAUGGUUUUUACAGAGAAGAAUAUGAGAACUGCAUGGCCUGGAGUGAUGAUCGUGAUGACCACACAGUUGUUGCCGAUCCAGGUUAUAAUGAUGCAGAUCCAAGUUUUCCCAGUUACCCUCAGGACAAUGAUGAGCCAUUUCCUUCCCCAGAAAUUGAUAUGGAUGACAGAUUUGAAAAUGUUGACGGGUAUUUAUUUUUGAGUCUGGGUUUUAGUUCAAAACAAAAUGCAUGGGCAGGGCCUGAUCAUUGGAAGUAUCGAAAAUCCAAAGUCUCAGAGGUUCAUCCUACUUCUGAAGAUGGGUCGACCCUAAAAAGUAGACAGCCAAAGAGUAAGAGACAAACUGAAGUUGAUUUAAAUUUCACAAAUUCUCUUGAGAAAAAAAUGCUAGAUACAUUUUCUCCUCCCAAGAAUCCCAAAUUGUUACUGCUUCCUGAAAGCAGAUUACCUUGCAAUACAAAACUUCCUGAGGAUUGUCACUAUCAGCCAGAAGAUCUUGUCAAGUUAUUUCUUCUGUCUAAUGUAAAGUGUCUCGGGAGGAAGGCAAACAGGUUCUCAGAUGGAUCUAGAGAACAAUCCGAUGAAUAUGAAUCAUUCCCUUCGUGGGAUAAUGGAAGUGUUUGUGGGGAUGACGCUGGUGACUACGGAGGUGAUCUUCAUAGUGACAUGGAGGACACCGACACUCUUGUUACUCAGCCUCGUCAGGUCAGUAAAAUUGAAGUCCAGUAUGACAAGACUUCCAAACAAGUCGAUGUUCAUGCACUAAAAAUUACUCUUUGGGACCAUGUUCAAGAAUCUGUUAAACUUCCUUUAGAGGGUCAAAAAGAUACCUUAUCUUUCAGGAAUAUAUUAGCCAACUUUCCUAGCGAAUGCAAUGCUGCUGCAACAAUUAGUGACAUCUCUCCUCAUCUGUGCUUCAUAUGUCUAUUGCAUUUGGCAAACGAGAAAGGAUUGAGCAUUCAAAACUCCCCUAAUUUGGAUGAUCUUGCCAUACUGUUUCCACAAGUUGCUGAUUCUAUGAGGGGAACAGUUUAGAUUCCUCUUCACUCAAUUAUUCUUCAGCUCAGGAAUCAAGAAACGAUGGGGACUGUUUUACUAGUGAAACACGUCCAAGAAAGCAUUGAAGUGAGCAACAAGUUUGUGGUUGGAGGUUGCAAAUAUCAGUUUGCUUAUGGUGGUUUAACACUCGUUAAGGAAAUUUCAGACCUAUAAUGGCUCCUUGUUAUUAUUCUGUACAUGAAAGUAUUCAACACAUGUAGUGCUCAAUUUCAUUCUCCACUCCAGCCCGUUUCAUGUGUUCAAUGCUCUGGCUUUUACGAGAAUGGCUAGUGUUGGUAUAAACAAAGGCAUAGACUGAUGGAUGAGCGACUGAUUAUUGAAUCGCACUUACCUAUCCCUCCAUUUUCUAUUAAUUGUCAAACUGAAAUAAUCAAAUUUAUUUGUAAAUAAUAAUAAUAAUAAUAGUAGUAGUAGUAGUAAAUUUUA
Messenger RNA from Glycine soja, 2601 nucleotides. RefSeq names its product condensin complex subunit 2-like. The transcript has 14 exons. The coding region runs from base 145 to 2151 and encodes 668 amino acids. The record is from RefSeq and is a predicted model, not a curated record. NCBI's taxonomy places the organism in Eukaryota, Viridiplantae, Streptophyta, Magnoliopsida, Fabales, Fabaceae. Gene Ontology annotation, cellular component: condensin complex. Gene Ontology annotation, molecular function: chromatin binding. Gene Ontology annotation, biological process: mitotic chromosome condensation.